CCUCCAACUAAUGGCCUAAAGCUAACAAUCUCUUCGUCAUUUUUCUUUUCUUGGUGUUCCCUCCGAUCGCGCCUUCCACCAGAUCUCCCCUCUAUCGGAGGGUCGCACUCUCUCUCUCACACACACAUAUACAUACAGACAUAUAGAUACAGAAAACAGUUUAGAUUCGAAAUUGAGUUAUUAGGGAGAUAUGACUAGGUUUAAUGUGAACGGAAAAGUAGUUGAUACUGUCGAUUUACUCCGGAAACGGCACUGGCCGUGGCGGCUUGAUUCGUGGCCGUUUGCGUUACUUUACGCGACAUGGAUGAUUGUCAUCGUGCCGAGUUUGGAUUUUCUUGAUGCAUUUAUAAUUCUUGGUGGUCUUUCGGUUCUUCAUAUCUUGGUGAUUUUGUUUACCGUUUGGUCCGUCGAUUUUAAAUGUUUCGUUCAGUAUUCCAAGGUUAAAGAUAUUAAUCAUGCAAAUGCGUGUAAAAUUACACCGGCUAAGUUUUGUGGCUCUAAAGAAGUAGUGCCAUUACAUUUCCGCAAGCUGGGAGGCUCUUCGACAGAGGAGAUAUAUUUUGAUUUCCGAAAGCAGUGCUUCAUUUAUUCAAAUGAGAAGAAAACUUUCUGUAAGCUUCCUUACCCAUCUAAGGAAACUUUUGGAUACUAUCUCAAAAGUACGGGACAUGGUACCGAAGCUAAAGUUCAAGUUGCCGCCGAGAAAUGGGGACGGAAUGUAUUUGAGUAUCCACAGCCAACAUUCCAGAAAUUGAUGAAAGAGCACUGCAUGGAGCCCUUCUUUGUAUUUCAGGUCUUCUGUGUGGGACUUUGGUGUCUAGAUGAAUACUGGUAUUAUAGUCUAUUCACCCUUUUUAUGCUAUUUAUGUUUGAGUCAACAAUGGCCAAAAGUCGCUUGAAGACUUUGUCGGAGCUUAGACGCGUUAGAGUAGAUUCACAGAUGCUAAUGGCAUAUCGUUGCGGGAAGUGGACGAAAGUCGCAGGGACAGAACUUCUUCCUGGGGAUGUGGUGUCUGUUGGUCGUGCGGCUGGCCAGGAUGGAGAGGAAAAAGCUGUCCCCGCGGACAUGCUAAUUCUUGCAGGGAAUGCUAUUGUCAAUGAGGCUAUUCUUACUGGCGAGUCUACCCCCCAAUGGAAGGUUUCCAUCAUGGGCAGAGGACCGGAAGAGCGUUUGUCUUCAAAACGAGAUAAAAACCAUGUUCUUUUUGGUGGCACAAAGAUAUUGCAACAUACUCCUGAUAAGACCUUUCAUAUGAAAACUCCUGAUGGUGGCUGUUUGGCAAUUGUUUUACGAACUGGAUUUGAGACAACCCAAGGAAAACUGAUGCGGACUAUUUUGUUUUCAACAGAGAGGGUUACGGCUAACAGCUGGGAGAGUGGACUUUUUAUUUUAUUUUUAGUUGUUUUUGCAAUUAUAGCAGCUGGCUACGUAUUAAAAAAGGGGCUUGAGGACCCAAACAGGAGUAGAUACAAGCUCUUUUUGAGCUGCUCCUUAAUUAUAACUUCGGUGAUUCCACCUGAGCUGCCAAUGGAGUUGUCUAUAGCUGUCAACACAUCUUUGAUUGCGUUAGCACGGCGUGGUAUAUUUUGUACAGAACCUUUUCGUAUACCUUUUGCUGGGAAGGUUGAUAUUUGCUGUUUUGACAAGACGGGAACACUUACAUCUGAUGACAUGGAAUUCUCCGGAGUUGGUGGGUUGAAUGACAAUAUAGAUUUAGAAACAGAUACUAACAAAGUGCCAACUCGCACUUUGGAAAUUCUUGCUUCUUGCCAUGCCUUGGUUUUUGUGGACAACAAGCUGGUUGGUGAUCCUCUGGAGAAGGCUGCAAUUAAGGGGAUAGAGUGGAGUUAUAAAUCUGAUGAGAAGGCCAUGCCUAAGAAGGGAGGCGGUAGCACUGUUCAAAUUGUUCAAAGACAUCACUUUGCAUCCCACUUGAAAAGAAUGGCAGUUGUUGUUCGUACAGAAGAACAAUUUUAUGCAUUUGUGAAGGGUGCACCAGAGACCAUACAAGAAAGACUGAAUGAUACACCAGCAUAUUAUGUAAGCACAUACAAGAGGUAUACACGCCAAGGAUCCCGUGUUCUGGCUUUAGCUUAUAAACCUCUUCCAGAUAUGACGGUAAGUGAAGCUAGAAACUUGGACCGGGAAGUAGUGGAAAGUGGGCUCACUUUUGCUGGCUUUGCGGUAUUCAAUUGCCCCAUCAGAGGAGAUUCUGCUAAUGUCUUGCUUGAAUUAAAAAAGUCGUCACAUGACUUGGUUAUGAUUACUGGUGAUCAAGCAUUGACAGCUUGCCAUGUUGCUCGCGAAGUUAAUAUAAUCUCACAACCAGCGUUAAUUCUUGUCCCGACGAAGAACAAACAGUUUGAGUGGGUUUCACCUGAUGAAACGGAAAUUGUGAGUUACAGUGAGGAAAUGGUUGAGGCUUUAGCUGAUGGUCAUGACCUAUGUAUUGGAGGUGAUUGCUUUGAAAUGUUGCUUCAGACCUCUGCUGUUGAAAAAGUCAUUCCAUAUGUCAAGGUAUUUGCAAGGGUAGCCCCAGAGCAAAAAGAACUCAUAAUGACCACUUUUAAAUCAUCUGGAAGGAUCACUUUGAUGUGUGGUGAUGGCACUAAUGACGUCGGAGCUUUGAAGCAGGCGCAUGUAGGAGUAGCUUUGUUGAAUGCAAUACCUCCAAGUACUGGCGACAAGCCUUCGUCCGAAGCGAAGCCCACCAAACCGAAGAAACCUAAGUCUGCUACUGAACCAAGUUCCAGCAGCAUCACCCCUGCCGCCAAUAACCGCCGUCUGACACCAGCAGAGGUUCAAAGGCAGAAGCUAAAGAAGAUGAUGGACGAGCUAAAUGAAGGAGAUGAUGGUCGGUCAGCUCCCAUAGUCAAACUUGGCGAUGCAUCAAUGGCGUCACCUUUCACUGCCAAGCAUGCAUCUGUCUCCCCAACCACCGACAUUAUCCGCCAGGGUCGUAGUACUCUGGUGACCACCCUACAGAUGUUUAAGAUACUUGGACUUAAUUGCCUUGCGACUGCCUACGUCCUGAGUGUCAUGUACUUAGAUGGUGUUAAGCUAGGAGAUGUUCAAGCCACAAUUAGUGGUGUCUUUACUGCUGCCUUUUUCCUUUUCAUCUCUCACGCCCGCCCUCUGCCGACAUUAUCUGCUGAACGUCCCCACCCUAAUGUCUUCUGCUUCUAUGUCUUCCUUUCUCUACUUGGCCAGUUUGCUCUCCAUAUUCUGUUUUUGGUUUCAUCUGUGAAAGAAGCCGAGAAACACAUGCCCGACGAAUGCAUUGAGCCAGAUUCCGAAUUUGAGAGUAAUUUAGUGAAUACUGUAUCAUACAUGGUCAGCAUGAUGAUCCAAGUGGCUACCUUUGCAGUUAACUACAUGGGCCACCCAUUUAACCAAAGUAUAUCAGAAAACAAACCGUUUAAGAUUGCACUUCUGGGCGCAGUCGUGUUCUUUACCGUCAUCACAUCAGAUGUGUUCCGGGAUCUGAACGACUGGUUGAAACUUGUUCCAUUGCCACGGGCAUUGCGUGACAAGCUUCUAAUAUGGGCCGCAUUGAUGUUCUUGGGGUGCUACACAUGGGAAAGGUUUUUGAGGUGGGCUUUUCCUGGUAAAAUGCCUACUAUCAAAAAGUCAAAAUCAGUUGAUGCUAAUCAGAAAAAAUCUCAAUGAGGGAUUAUUUUUGUCACACACAAUAGAGAUACUUUUUUGAACUUAAAGUUAGGUUCAGUUGUGUAUUGAUACGAGAAUGCGGGUGACUUUUGGUCCAUCAUUUUUUUUUUAUUAUGAUUAGUUACCUAUUUGAUGUAUCAGGAAUUAUAAAUUAUAUAAAUUUAUCAUUCGUUUA
Erigeron canadensis is the source of this 3845-nucleotide messenger RNA. Its product is annotated as probable manganese-transporting ATPase PDR2. Gene Ontology annotation, biological process: intracellular calcium ion homeostasis. The coding region runs from base 191 to 3670 and encodes 1159 amino acids. Gene Ontology annotation, molecular function: ATP hydrolysis activity; ATP binding; P-type ion transporter activity. NCBI's taxonomy places the organism in Eukaryota, Viridiplantae, Streptophyta, Magnoliopsida, Asterales, Asteraceae. Gene Ontology annotation, cellular component: endoplasmic reticulum membrane. The record is from RefSeq and is a predicted model, not a curated record. The transcript is spliced from 22 exons.